UUACAAGAUGGCUGCCAAAUAAUGCUUUGGGAACGGUGACAUUCGUAUUCUCGGACUAACAGGGACAGAAAUGGAGGACGUUGAUUUUUCAGCUGUUUCAUUCGAACAAAUGAACAUAGGAAUAGAAAAAUAUCUAGAGAAAAAAACUGGAGUAUGUAAGAUCACCCUUGAUGAAAGAGUCCCAGCAGAUCGCCAUGCAGUAUUGACAUGGGAACAGAGAAACUGCUGUCUUUUACCUGAGGAUUUAAAAAGUUUCUACCUGACGUCAAAUGGUUUUCACUUCACAUGGUCUGUGAAACUGGACAACCAGACGCUCCCUGUAGGGAAGAUGCACAUCAAUGGGGUGGAGCAGCUCAACCGUCUUGAUGUCAGUAGUGACAAACUGACACACAUUCAACCCUCCCUGGCCGACCUGGACACAGACUCUGACAACGAUGAUCCCAUCUCAGGCAUUGAGAAGCCCACCUUCACUGGACGUAAUCGGCUCUAUGAACUCGACUCCUGUGAUGGCUACAGCAAAGUGUGUCUUGUGUACAAGGAAGCAAAAGCAGGAGUGAGCGAGCCCACCGUGGAGAUCUGGUUUCUGGACCGUGCCCUGCGGUGGCACUUCCUGGCCUCAUCGUUCCUGGAGUACUACCGCCUCAUGCUUAUGCACCUGGGGCUGCCACAGUGGCAGUAUGCCUUCACAGACAUCGGGCUCAGUGCUCAGGCCAGGCAAUGGUUCAACAUGUAUGCUCCCAUCAGGCUGGAAGUGGAUGGAGAAAUAACGGAGAUGCAUCCAGAGAAGACAGCCACAGACACAAGUGUAGUGAUCAGUACGCUGGACGUAAGCAAAGUCUUCAAAUCCAGGGCUGAUAGGAAAAAACAAGCUGCAGGGGCUCAGAAUGCCGGCCAGACUGGGCAAGCCGGCAAGAAGAAACCACCAGUGUCGUCAGCAAGAUCUCAAGGAUCACUUAUCAACAGGCCAUCACAAGCAUCCUCUCUUGCAGGAUCAGGGAAAGGCCCCAAGUGAUGAUGAUUAUCAAACACAAACUUCCAUUGUCAAAAUUGCAGGAAUUCUGCAAGGCAUUUGUAUACUGGGAGGUGACAACUACCAAUUUGCAGGAGGUGAAACUGUAGAGUUCCGACUGCAACAGAACUGAAAAAAAUGGAUAUGGAUUGUCUGCAGAUUCAUUUAAAUGGGGAACAAAAUGUUUGCACUGCAAAGUUAAGGUUUUUGCCUCAUCUUUGAAAAUGAAACUAUACAACAUGUUAACUUAUUAAUAAAAUGUUUACACUGAAAA
This is a messenger RNA of Haliotis rubra (blacklip abalone), 1283 nucleotides long. Its product is annotated as tubulin polyglutamylase complex subunit 2-like. Gene Ontology annotation, biological process: protein polyglutamylation. The record is from RefSeq and is a predicted model, not a curated record. NCBI's taxonomy places the organism in Eukaryota, Metazoa, Mollusca, Gastropoda, Lepetellida, Haliotidae.